AUGGCUCCUGCAAACUUCAAGACCUACGAGUCUCAGGCUCGCCUGCUUCGUGCCAUUGUGGCCGCCCACUCCGAUGUCAAAUGGAACUACAAGGAUAUCCAGAAGUUCUACGGUUCGGAUAUGACCAAGGACGCUCUCAUCCAUCGGUUCAGAGCUCUGAAGAAUCAGGGACAUGUCCUUCGGCAGGUCGAUGAACAGAACGUAGACUGCAAGGCUAUUCCCGUGGAUCUCCCCAAGGAGAAGAAGGAGAUUGCCAAGUUCUUCGGCGAGUCCACCGCUGAUGGCAUCCAGUUCCAGUUCCGUGGCAUCAAGAAGGACGCAGAGUCCCUCAAGCAGACUGCCAACAGCGGCGGUAACCCCGCCUCUGCCUUGACCCUCACCGGCGGCACAAACAGCAAUGUUUCUACUCCCCGCAAGCCCCGUACCCCUUCCAGCAAGGUUCGCGCCUCGGGCGGUGGCCGUUCAACCACGGCCAAGAAGACCAUGCCGAUCAAGACUGAUCCUGUGACCGACGAUGAUGAUGAGGGUGAUGAUGCCGUCGACUAUAACGCGCUCGAGGACACUCCCUCCAAGACUCGCGUCCACAACGUCAUCGACGGCCGUGUGACGAAGAACAAAGCCGCUCCUCGCCGGAGUGCGACUCCCAGCCGCGCCGCUACUAUCGCCGCGGCUGCAACCAUUACACAAUCUGCUGCCGUCGACCUCACCACCUCCGACAGUGAGGUAGACACCCCCAACAACAUUUCGGGCUACGAGCUCCCUACCAUCGUCGAGGCCAAGCCUGCUGCCGUCCAGCACCCGUCCUUCGAGGAGGCUGUUGCUCAGAAUCAGACCAUCAUCCAGCCCGCUGCCAUGGCUAGCUUCACCGGAAACGACAGCUUCUCGCAGUCGAUGGAUGCGGCUAUCUUCAAUCCCGUCAACAACAUGAAUGACGAGCUCAACUUCAGUUUCGCCGAGAGCAUGGUGAACUCCAACGGCGGUUUCGACUCCUUCAUGGGCGCCGAAGGAGAAAUCUGA
Molecule: messenger RNA, 1017 nt
Organism: Colletotrichum phormii
Lineage: Eukaryota; Fungi; Ascomycota; Sordariomycetes; Glomerellales; Glomerellaceae
Exons: 3
Coding region: 1-1017 (338 amino acids)
Source: RefSeq, a predicted model, not a curated record